GUUGCGUGGAGCACAAGGUUGUUGAAUAAAGAGACGAAAGCUGUUAUCGAAAAAGAAAAAAAAAGAGACGAAAGCUGUUAAAAAGGGCACAGGCAGACAGACGGCGACAUAAUUGACGAAGAAAAAACACAAGGAGAACGAGAAGGAGAAGGAGAAGGAUCAGCAUGGCAACCUUCGAAGAGGCUCCUCCUGGCAAUGAAAAGUCUGGAGAGAAAAUUUUCAAGACUAAAUGUGCACAGUGUCAUACUGUAGAUAAGGGUGCUGGCCACAAACAAGGGCCAAAUCUUAAUGGGUUGUUUGGAAGACAAUCUGGAACAACUGCUGGCUAUUCAUAUUCUGCUGCUAACAAGUCAAAGGCUGUGAUAUGGGGAGAAGACACCCUUUAUGAGUAUCUCCUCAAUCCGAAAAAGUACAUUCCUGGAACUAAGAUGGUGUUUCCUGGUUUGAAGAAGCCACAAGAUCGUGUUGAUCUGAUUGCUUACCUCAAGCAGUCCACAUCCUAGUUUAGUUAGUCCUUGUAUCUUUUCAAAACAUGCUCAUUGAGGGCAUUAUUCAUAGUUAAUUGUUUCCACCAAUUCAUUCGGGAGAUUAGGUUAAUGUUGGACAGAACUCUGCCCCAUUGUUGAGGUGAUAACUUCUUUUAAUAAAAUGGUUCAUAAGUGCCCAAAAUGGGUUCUCUUUUGUAACACUGAAUUUAUGUUAUAAGAUGACAGUAUCGAGCAAUGCAAAUUUUCAUGAUUAGAAAA
Molecule: messenger RNA, 746 nt
Organism: Cryptomeria japonica (Japanese cedar)
Lineage: Eukaryota; Viridiplantae; Streptophyta; Pinopsida; Cupressales; Cupressaceae
Product: cytochrome c
Exons: 3
Coding region: 165-503 (112 amino acids)
Biological process (GO): mitochondrial electron transport, ubiquinol to cytochrome c; mitochondrial electron transport, cytochrome c to oxygen
Cellular component (GO): mitochondrial intermembrane space
Molecular function (GO): electron transfer activity; heme binding
Source: RefSeq, a predicted model, not a curated record